Molecule: messenger RNA, 3617 nt
Organism: Acanthochromis polyacanthus (spiny chromis)
Lineage: Eukaryota; Metazoa; Chordata; Actinopteri; Pomacentridae
Gene: asb4
Product: ankyrin repeat and SOCS box containing 4
Exons: 7
Coding region: 474-1877 (467 amino acids)
Biological process (GO): intracellular signal transduction
Molecular function (GO): protein binding
Source: RefSeq, a predicted model, not a curated record
AGUCUUUUUUGUAGAUUUCUAAUUAAGUUUACCAUGAUUUAUUGUUAAAAACUUCCGUGCGGUGGGUCAGUACUGUUUCCAAACACUGUACAAUUUUGUUCAUUCUCCUCUGUGGAGAAUUUAUUCAUAAUUUACACUUUUAGUCACUCCCUCUGGAAGUAUGUUUUUUCCAUAUUCCUUUAAUGUUCAUGCUUGGUUAUUUUUUACCAUUUACUGGGUGAUGCCUUUCUGUCAGUGGACAUCUCAGCAGACCAGCUGGCCUACAGUCAGCCACAGCCAGCUCUAGCUCUCCAUCCCCUCGCUCUCUACUUUCUAUUUAUAUUCAUCCUAAUUUCACUCCAGGACUAUUUUCUCCCACUGACGAUACCCUCCUGUCACUUGUUGCCCUCCUUCUUCUUCUUCUUCUUCUACUGCUUCAUUUCCGUCUUCCUUCCUUAUACAACUCUUAUGGCUGGGUUCAAGGAGGUCUUGAAAUGGUGCGUAUGCUUGAUUCCUUCAUUGUCACCAUUUGUACGUUCAUUUCCAAACUCCUCCAUGCCUUGUGGACAUUAUUAGAAUCUGAGCCAGCUGAUUUGCCAGCGCAAGGCCCCUCUCCCUGGAAUUUUAUGGAGGAGUUGAGCCCCAGACAACUGGCUGUCAAGCAGCUGAAGCAACAGUUCUUGGUGGCCCUGCAGGCCAACAACGCACAAGAAGUCCUUAAAAUUCUGCACAAUGGCAAGCUAGACAUUGACACUGUGCUGGAGGUAGAUGACCCUAAAAUGGUCCUGGCCUCAUAUAAACAAGGAUAUUGGCUACCAGGCUACAAAUUGGAGAAGUCCUGGGCGAUGGGUAUCCAUGUGUGUGUGAUGUACAACGCCUUGGAAACGGCACUCAUGCUUCUUGAGAAAGGUGCAGCUGUCAACCGCAUGCCCAAUGGGAAGACACCACUCCAUGUGGCCUGUGAGGUCUCCAACAGCGACUUUGUAUCCCUGCUUUUGGCUCAUGGAGCGAAAGUCAACAGCUUGUCUCUCAGUGGACACACACCGCUGCACCACUGCACCAGCAGAGAGUCCGUAGACUGUGCCAAGCAGCUUAUCCUCAAAGGUGCAAAAGUCAACGUGACCAGCCACAACAAUGAUGAGGACACACCUUUACACAAAGCAGCCAGAUUUGGUGUCCCAGAACUGGUGGCUCUGUUUUUGGCCCACGGAGCUUCUGUGAAUGCCGUCAACUCUCUCCAGGAGACGCCUCUGAUGACUGCGGCCUUCUGGGCUUUCGACACCAAGGAGCAAAUCUACAGCCAAGACCAUCAUUUCGUCUGCCGCCUUCUUCUGGACCACCAGGCCGACCCCAACCUUCAGGAAGAGGACCAUAAAACAGCUCUCCACAAGGCAGCCUGGAACUGUGACCACAUCCUGAUGCAGAUGCUGCUGGAGGCCGGAGCAGACGCACGAGCCAUGGACAUCAACGGCUGUGCUCCCAUUCAGUAUCUCCUCAAAGUGACGGAUGUCAGGCCUAUGGCCAUUCCAGAGCUCUGCUAUCAGCUGCUGCUCAACUACAACGCAGCACGGGUCUACCCACCACAGUUCCACAAGGUGUUGCAGUCCUGCCACGACUACCCCAGAGUUGUAGAAAUCUUGGUGAAUUCUUAUGAACGUUUAAAGCCUACAAAGAAGUGGAGAGCUGCUAUACCUGAUGACUGCUACAAGCGUCAUAAAGACUUCUACGACUCCGUUUUUGCUGUUUGCACCAACACUCCUCGCAGCCUGCUUCACCUGGCCAGAUGUGCCGUCAGAGCCGGUCUGUGCGGGUUCUGUCACAAAGGAGUACCACAGCUGCCUCUACCAUCUUCCAUGAAGAAAUAUAUACGAUUGGAUCCUGAAGGGAUACUGUACUAAUGAAGAGAUUUUUGUUCAUAAGUUUCAGCUACUGCAUGGGAAAGUGCUCCGAUACGCUGAAUGUCACCUGAUGAUCUGAACAGAAACAUGUCUGUCUGCGGUCCGAAUGGAAAAUGCCGCCAGCUGGAGCAUGCUUAUCGCUCACAGAGGCUUUUAUCGGCAACACAAGAAAUCCCUCUUUAGUGUUUGGCAGAAUACAAGACGUUAUGUGCAUAUAAGCUGCAUGAAUUACACAAACCAGAUAUUAGGUUGGUUUGAGAAUGAACACAAAAUAAGACCAAAUUAUAACAGGAAUUAAUCAAGUGACUGUUCAACUGUAAAUGUGCAGAAGUUUGACAGACAGCGCCGCCUCACGCCGAAGAGGAUCCUUAUGUACCUGGCAACCACCUUAAUGCUCGCUCCCAUGUCAUCAGCUCAUGCCCCUGUGAUAUUCCACUUCUUGCAAAACAAACACUUGACAAGCCACUCCACAACAAGUGUUUGUUUUUCCACUGGACUGCAUGGAACCGUGUGCAUGGACCAAUUUCUUUCUCUUUUUUUUGGUAGCAGCAUUAUAUAGCACAAACAAACACAAAUAAUGCUUGAAGCUUUUCCCCUCAACUCCCUCACAACAGAAAAUACUCAGUAGAAAGAGUGAUGGUGACCUAAUAACCCUGUCAAGUUAGAGGAAGACCUGCAGAGCCACUUUGAAAAAUCUCAUGUUAGCCUUUAAUUUCACAUAGUUUCCACGUUCAUUUCAGCUACAACCACACCAUUGCUUCCUCAAAAUGUGCAGAUCUAUCUUCUAUCUCCAUGCACUUGUCCCCUCAUGCUGCAGCCCGAGCACACCAGCCUCACCUGCUGUCUGCUCAAACACUGUAAAGCUACUCUAUGCAACAUAAUGCAUACUGACGUAACACAUGCUGGACUAGGAAGCUGAUUCACAUAGACAUGUUUAAAGCUACUUCCUUGGACACACUGAAGGUGUGUCCAAACUUUUGACUGGUACUGUAUGUCUUGGCCUCUAGGUAAACACACAGUGGCAACAGUGAGGUGUUUCAUAUUUAUAUUCAUGUUGUUCUGUUAAUGAACAUCCAUUAGACAGUAUUUUGCUGUCAGCAUGUGCACGUGUCUUAAAAAUAUAGAUUUUUUUGCAAACAUUUGAGUUUCCACUACACUAUUAUUGUAGCCAAAAGAUUCCACGAAACAGAUUUCCUCGUAAUAUCUAUACAAAAUUUGAUGGUUUCAUGAUAUCAGUCAAAUUCCUCUUCAUUUAUUUUGGGUGUUGUCUCUUUUUUUGGCAAAUAAAUGACACUCAUAACACAACAGGGGGGAGGUGGAGAGAGUCUGUAACUAUUACUGCUCUCUAUUUUGUUGCUAUGAUCGACUGUCAACGUAUGUGUGUCAUUAAGACAGACAGGUUUUGUUUUUUGUUUGGGUAUUACCAGUACCAGUAUAUUGUGACACCCCUUAUCUGAAUGAAGGCCUAUAUAAAUAGAGGUCCAAGUAAAGUCAGCUGCAGGUCUAUAGGUCAGCAUAAGUACCAGACACAUUCUGCAGAGGGUACAUUGUCCGGAUGACUAAAGGGUCAGACUUCCAGUGGCUCUCAAAAUAAACCAGUGAGGGUCACAUACACACAUAGUAAAGGACUUCAUGAUUCCUUUAAAGUGACUGAUACACCGGUCUCGUAUUUGCUUUUUACUCUCUUGCAUAAUCCUGUAUUUGUACUACCACCAUGUCUCAAUAAACUGGAAAAUACAA